Messenger RNA from Oryza brachyantha (malo sina), 1768 nucleotides. Its product is annotated as BTB/POZ domain-containing protein At3g05675-like. Bases 300 to 1601 code for a protein of 433 amino acids. The transcript has 2 exons. Gene Ontology annotation, molecular function: protein binding. The record is from RefSeq and is a predicted model, not a curated record. Lineage: Eukaryota; Viridiplantae; Streptophyta; Magnoliopsida; Poales; Poaceae.
ACACCCGCCCUCCUCCUCCCCACCUGCCGCCGCCCGCCCGCGUCGAUCUCCUUCCCCUCCCCGGCCUCGCCCCGGCCGCCUCUUCUUCGCUUUGCCCCGACUGCCACUCUUCACGAGGAGCUCCUCUGUCCUAGUUUGCUGGAGGCCGGGCCAUCGCCCAUCGGUGCAGCAGCCCCGGGGGCGACGGCGCGCGGGCGAUCGCGCAGCGCUCUCCCUGCCUCCCUCAACGGAGAUGGAGCAGGUGUGCAGACUUGCGCUUCGAAGAAACACACCGGUGAUGUCUGCUGCUUAGACAACAUAUGGAACCAUCCAAACUAGUUGAUGGAUACAAGUUCGGUGAUGAAACUACAAGCGAUGUCCGUGUUUGCUUUAAACGGAUGGAUGACCAAGCAGAAUGCUUUUACUGCCAUUCAUCUGUCCUUUCCAAAAACAGCAAGUAUUUUGCAGACUGGCUUAGCAGAAAUGAUGUCCGUUCGAACAACUGCAUUGAGGUCGACUGCGCAAGCAUUGACUAUGAACAUUAUGUCAAGGUGUUGAAGUUAAUACAUCUUCCUCGAGAAUCAAUUGUAGAUUCUUUUGAUUCUGUUAGGUCAGCCGUUGGCAUACUUCGAGCGUCAACCCUUCUCAAAUGUGAGUUAAUUACCAGGAGCUGUAUUGAAUACCUUGAAGCUGCUUCGUGGGAUGAAAAAGAGGAGGAAGAAAUUUUGGAAGUAGCUCAGAGCCUUGGCUCAGAAGAAGCAGUAGCUCUGUUAUCCCGUCUGCAAACCCCAAGUGCUUCUUCCGUGAAGAAUGUAUUCAUCUCGGCCAUUCGUUUUGCUACAUCCAUGGAAACUUCAUAUCCUCCUUUCUUGGAUGACCUCAAGACCUCCGCUCAGGAGCAAAUUGACUUCAUGCUCCAUGAGGAUGAUGACACUGCUUUGGUUACGAUGGAUGAGGAUGUGAGGUCUGUGGUGCAAGAAGGAUUGAAAAAACUGUUGUCCACGCUUAAGACUGAACUAGAUCUGUUGACCACAGAGUAUGAUCAAUCGCCUGAACAAGCAGAAGAAAGGGUUCUCUGUAGCUUAGCUGACGUUGACUGGAUGGCUAAUGUUUUGACAAAGAUUGAGAUGAUGAACGAGUUUGUCUCUGGUUGGUCAGAAAUCUCAGGCGAUGUUCUUUCAGUUGUUCAGCACAAGAAGUAUAGCUCAGGCUUGUGGCUUGUGAAGGCAAAGCUUAUAGAAGUGACUGGAAAGGCAUUGGAUGCUGUUGGAUAUGGUUCUGUGGUUCUCCCAGCAUCAUCCAGAGUUCAUUUUCUGCAGAUGUGGCUUCCGUUCAUGCAAACAACCAAGCACUUGCUUGAUGAAAAAACUAAGGAUGAUACGAUUCCACAGAUGGAUGCAGACUUGUUUCAGAACAUUGAGAGUGCAAUAGUUUCAUUGGUGUUAGCAUUGCCAUCGGGUGAUCAGGCAGAUAUCUUGGCAGAGUGGAUGAAGAAUGCAGAGCAGUUCAGAUAUCCUGAUCUCACUGAGGCAUUUGAGGUGUGGUGUUACCGUAGUAAAACAGCAAAGAGGAGGCUAGUAGGAGGGCUAAAUGGGAGUGGCAACCCCACAGUUAGCUUGUAAGGAUACCAUUAAUUUUAAUCCUUUUGUUGUAGCUUAUAUAAGUUGGGAAAUCAGGUGGUUGGUAACAAGCAAUAUACCAACUAGAUUUUCAUUGUUGUAUGCUGUAAAACAACUGCUCAUGGUUAAUACACUUGAGCUUUCUGGCAGUAUGUUCAUUACCCUUGUCC